UCAUAUUCAUUCCAACUUCCAACAUUGAAUUUUAUAAAUCCCAAUCAAAAUCUUCUCCUCCCAUUUCCAUUUCUGAUCCUCUCUUACUAAACUAUAGUAAUUUCUCUACUUUCCCUAUCCUAUCUCCAUUCGUCUUUCCUCACCAACAUCUAUCAACCCAAGAAGCCUUUUCUUAUUUUCACUCUUCUUCUUUGUCUGGCCAAUGCAGCCUUAGUUUCUCUCAUUGGAAGAACACUUCAAAUCCUUAUUCACACCCAUAACCUACAUAUAUAUAUAUAUACACACAUAUAUCAUUUUCUUUGACCUGAAGUCCCUCCAAAUGGAUCCAAUCUUGUCCAAUUCUGCUAUAUAUGUCACCCUCACCUUGCUUACAAUCUUUAGUUCCUUUAAUAUUGAAGGAGUUUCAGGGGCUGGAUUUACAGUAAUCAACAGAUGUGGCCACACAGUGUGGCCUGGUAUUCUUGCCAAUGCUGGAAGCCCUGCAAUGGAUAGCACCGGGUUUGAGCUUCCACCCGGUGCGUCUCGUUCAUUUCAAUCACCACCAAAUUGGUCGGGUCGAUUCUGGGGAAGAUCCGGUUGCACGUUCGAUCCAGUUUCUGGUCAAGGAAGCUGUCUAACGGGUGAUUGUAGCACCAACCAAAUUGAAUGCAACGGUAAUAAUGCGAACCCACCAACUACUCUAGCAGAAUUCACAAUAGUGUCCGGCAGCCAAGACUUUUACGAUGUUAGCUUAGUUGAUGGGUAUAACUUACCAAUGAUUGUAGAACCCAGUGGCGGGGUGGGUAGUUGCUUGUCAACUGGAUGUAUAACCGAUUUGAAUCAGCAGUGCCCUGCUGAGUUACGGGUAGGGUCUGGUGAGGCUUGUAAGAGUGCAUGUGAGGCUUUUGGGAGCCCCGAGUACUGUUGCAGUGGAGCGUAUAGGACACCAGACACGUGUAAGCCAUCUUUUUAUUCGCAGAUGUUUAAAGCUGCGUGUCCAAGAUCUUAUAGUUAUGCAUACGAUGAUGCAACGAGCACAUUUACAUGUACUGGAGCCGAUUACGCGAUCACAUUCUGCCCUUCAUUAACAAGUCAAAAAUCUGCUAGAGACACGUCUCAAACUCCAAGCACAAAUGGGUCAGAAGCAGGGUCGGGAGAUGGGCUCAACAGUUCAUGGUUGUCAAACAUUUUCUCAGGAGAUUCAUCCACAACUCUUUCUUCUUCUGCUUGGCCCUUCACAUUGAUCGUUUCUGCAAUUUCCUCUCUGUUCCUCUCUUUCCUUUAUUUGUAGAUUGCUCUUUCUGCACAUGCAACUUCAGAAGUGACUUUUGCAUUCAGAGGAAAGCCUGACCAGUAGAUGAUGAAAUUCCAGAUUGGAAAGCCAAUUUUCCAGGCCACACACGCAUAGACAAAAUUAUAACCUUUUUUUCCAGGAAGUUUAACACUAUAUACCCUUUUUUUUUUAUUUGGACUCUGAAGGAUUUGUUAUCUAAAGCAACAAAUUAGAAAGGAAGAGACUUUCAAGAUUGGAAAAUGAUUAUUAUAUUUGAUUUAGAUGGCACUCGAAUGAGAAAAAAAAAAAAAAAGAAAAGAAAAGAAAGUGUUGGCUUUAUUGUGAAUCUUGAGUAAUGUGGUUGGUGGGUGAGUGGUAAAGGAACCCCACUUUGCUGGAAUUGCAAGAUUUUCUAGAUUCAUGAUUUGAUGUUGGCUCCAAGGAGCAAAUGCUA
Messenger RNA from Hevea brasiliensis (rubber tree), 1706 nucleotides. Its product is annotated as thaumatin-like protein 1. The transcript has 2 exons. Gene Ontology annotation, cellular component: extracellular region. NCBI's taxonomy places the organism in Eukaryota, Viridiplantae, Streptophyta, Magnoliopsida, Malpighiales, Euphorbiaceae. The coding region runs from base 320 to 1270 and encodes 316 amino acids. Gene Ontology annotation, biological process: defense response. The record is from RefSeq and is a predicted model, not a curated record.